AUGGCCAGAGGACCCGGAAAGCACCAGCACCGCCUGUCGGCACCUUCGCACUGGCUUCUCGACAAGCUGUCGGGCGCCUACGCCCCCAAGGCCUCGCCCGGUCCCCACAAGCUCAGAGACUGCAUGCCUCUGAUCGUCUUCAUCCGUAACCGCCUGAAGUACGCCCUCAACGGCCGCGAGACCAAGGCCAUUGUUAUGCAGCGCCUCAUCAAGGUCGACGGCAAGGUCCGCACCGACGCCACCUACCCCGCCGGCUUCAUGGACGUUAUCUCGAUCGAGAAGACUGGCGAGAACUUCCGCCUCGUCUACGACACCAAGGGCCGCUUCACCGUCCACCGCAUCACUGGCGAGGAGGCUGAGUACAAGCUCGGCAAGGUCAAGCGCGUCCAGCUCGGCAAGGGCGGCAUCCCAUACUUGGUUACGCAUGAUGCACGCACUAUCCGCUACCCCGACCCCGCCAUCAAGGUCAACGACACCGUCAAGAUUGACCUCACCACUGGCAAGAUCUCCGACUUCAUCCGCUUCGACACUGGUGUUAUCGCCAUGGCCACCGGUGGUCGUAACAUGGGUCGUGUUGGUGUCAUCACUCACCGUGAGCGCCACGACGGUGGUUUCAACAUCGUCCACAUCAAGGAUGCCAUUGACAACGAGUUCGCUACCCGUGAGAGCAACGUCUUCGUCAUUGGCCGCGAGAAGCCCUGGAUCUCGCUCCCCAAGGGCAAGGGUGUCAAGCUCUCCAUUGCUGAGGAGCGUGACCGCCGCCGCGCCCACGCCAUCGCUGGCAACUAA
Messenger RNA from Aureobasidium melanogenum CBS 110374, 789 nucleotides. Its product is annotated as ribosomal protein S4e. Gene Ontology annotation, cellular component: ribosome; cytosolic small ribosomal subunit. Gene Ontology annotation, molecular function: RNA binding; structural constituent of ribosome. Lineage: Eukaryota; Fungi; Ascomycota; Dothideomycetes; Dothideales; Saccotheciaceae. Gene Ontology annotation, biological process: translation. The record is from RefSeq and is a predicted model, not a curated record. The coding region runs from base 1 to 789 and encodes 262 amino acids. The transcript is spliced from 4 exons.